Messenger RNA from Camelina sativa (false flax), 1392 nucleotides. RefSeq lists its product as uncharacterized. The record is from RefSeq and is a predicted model, not a curated record. NCBI's taxonomy places the organism in Eukaryota, Viridiplantae, Streptophyta, Magnoliopsida, Brassicales, Brassicaceae.
AUGGCUGCUUCAUUUGCUUUCCUUCGUGACUUGCGUCCAUACAAGACGAAUUGGAGUGUGCAAGUCAAAAUCCUUCACUCGUGGCGUCAAUAUACGCCUAAGGCUGGUGAAACACUCGAAUGUAUCUUAGCUGAUUCCACGGGUACAAAGAUCCACGCAUCUGUCAAGAAGGAUUUGGUUGUUAGUCAUGCUAAUCAAUUGCUUGAAGGUCAAUGGAGAUUCAUUGAAACAUUCAGUCUAACCAAUGCUGCUGGUCAUUUCAAACCUACUGGGCACGUGUACAAGAUUAACUUUCUUAACGGUACCAAAGUUAGGAUGUCAUUGGUCAAGUUGUUAAUGUUGGUGAUGUUGAGGAGUGAGGACCUUGAUGUUAACAAUAAACCAGUUAAGAAGAUUGACUUCGAGCUCAGAGAUGAGAAUGAUGUGAGAUUGUCUGUAACGUUGUGGGGAAAAUAUGCUUUUGAGUUUUUCAAUUCAUGUGAACAUGCAUAUGAGAAUGGUGCUACCGUUGUUUGCCUUCUGCGUUUUGCCAAGAUCAAAGAGUUCAAAGAUAUUAUCAGUGUCGCAAACUCAUUUGAUGUAACUCAGUUGAGAGUGAAUCCUGAAUUUGCUGAAAUCCAAACCUUUGUUGAAUUGAUCCCAAAAGAUGGUCUGACGCUAACCUUCCGUGGGAGUAAGUCAAAGAGACCUGCUAACUUCCCUAGAGGACCUGAGAAUCUUGUUGCAUUUGAACAUAAGACCAUUAAGGAGUUAAAAGACUCCUUCGAGGUUGGGAAAGCUAAGAUAUUGUGUACCAAUUAUGGUAUUGAUACCAAUUAUGGUACUCGCAAGACUCUUAGGUACAAGCUUCAUGUGAAAGUCAUGGAUAACAUAGGUGAAACCAAACUCAUGCUUUUCGAUACUGUCGCUGCUGAUGUUGUCUCUGAGAGUGCCUACACGGUUCUUAAUGGUUCAUACGACGAGAUUGAUGAUCCUGAGACCUUGCCAUACGCACUGAAAAAUUUGAAAGGAAAGACAAUCCAAUUUCUUGUGUGUAUUGAGAAAGAGAAUUUGUGGGAUGGUCUUGAAACCUACAAAGGUUUGGAGUUCACUUCUUUAAGCGAUGGUAGCCAAGAUGAUUUAUCACCUUCGUCCAAACGAUCUCUUGAUUUGAAAGAAGAUCUCUUUGAUCAGUCUUCCAUAACAAAGCGAAAGUGUGGGCAACCAUCAAAGUUAGCUGAUCUGGUGAACAUAUCUAUUGGUAAACGUGACUUUGAUGCAGUUGUGUCCGCUGAAGAUGAAGAUUUCAUCGAUGAUAAGAACAAUAUUGAAGAGGUUACUAUCACUAAUGGUGCGGUUGAGCGUCGUGGGCUUAAGCCCAAGCUGGUUCGAGUGAAGGUUGAGCCUAAGUAG